UGUUCUGACCGAAUCUUUUUUAGAGCGAUUGUAAUUUAACACAUAAUUCGAUGACAUUUUGCACACGAAAACUGCAUUCAGCAUCAUAUGAAAAGAAAUCAAUGUCACCUCUGUCGCUGCUGUCACGCUCAUUCUUGACAACGAGGGUCACCACUGGGGUUCGGACAGAAAUAUCAAGCAACAGAUAAUCCGAAGGAUCAACAGUUUGAUUAAAGGUUACAAUACACAAUCCCACUGGAGCUCGUUCAAUAAGGUUAUCUGUGUCAUGCAGCAGAAAGUGUGCACACGCAACACAGUGCUGUUUGUGAAGAACGGGCAGGUGUGUGGAGCCGGAGCCCCUCCUCAACUUCCUUUCCGCUGCCCUCGAUGUGGAGAGCAUGAACGAUUCCACAGUCUUUCUUCUCUCAGAGCUCACCUAGAAUACAGCCACCCGUUCCACACUAAACAUGACAUCAGCCUCCUAUCCACAAGGGAUCUCUCUAACACAGAGCGCAUGGAAAGUUGCAGACCCUCCAAUUCCGACAUGCAUAAAGUACAUGAUGCCGGCACGAAUGCUAAUUCCACUGCUAGAGGAGAGCACAAGCACUUAUUCGGUGCUGACCAAACUCCAUCGCAGCAGCCCGCAGAGCAAAAGCUCACGCCCCCAGAGAGGAGCCUCAGUAUUGGGGACGCGUCGGCCGGAGCCGGAGCCGGACCCCUCUCGGCUCCUGUGGCGUCAGUGGAGAAGAGGCUGGAGGGGAUGAUGAGGACAGCCAAUAGCAGCAUGGAGCGACGUCUGCUGCGGCUGAGCUCAGAGCUGGCACAGACAGACACGGCUAUCCUGUGUGAGCGCGCUCACUGGCAUAACCUGGCCCAGGAGAAACAGGAAGUGCUGGAGCGAGAGCGGGCGCUCAGCCGACAGGUAGACACUGCCGUUAUGGUGAUCGCCACACUGAGGCAGCAGCUCAGCAUCUCAGAGCACGAGUUGGAGAGGAGAGAACAGGAAGUUAUUACCAUCCAGAAGUUUCUGGAAGCAGCGGCGCAGCAUGAGAUGUGUGGGAAGGUUCGUUUGCGUCAGUUCAUUGAGAGCCUCUUGCGGAGGAUUUUCCUGGCCGAGAGACUACUGGAAUAUUAUCAGAGCGUCCCCCACAGGCAUUAUUGCACGGCUCAAUCUGUGCCUCUGCCAUCAGAGCCCGGUCCACACAGAAUAACACAAAGCAGCUCUUCAGGAGACCAUCUUGAGCAGGAUGAAGAGCAGCAGUUACUUGGUCAGUCUGGAUGGGGACUGUCUAAAGGUUCUUCUGAGAGACUGGGUUACGACAGCUGGUCCCAGCAGAGGACGUCAGAUGGGUAUGAGGUUUAGGGACAGAAGUGGAGCUUAGCAAUGAAUGUACAUGCAAAUAACACUAUUUCAGAUAUUACUGAAAUAUGUUGAAUAUAUUAAUAAUUAUA
Messenger RNA from Sinocyclocheilus grahami, 1431 nucleotides. It is a transcript of the gene znf365, whose product is annotated as zinc finger protein 365. The transcript is spliced from 5 exons. The record is from RefSeq and is a predicted model, not a curated record. Gene Ontology annotation, biological process: regulation of DNA strand resection involved in replication fork processing; telomere maintenance; regulation of double-strand break repair via homologous recombination. Bases 266 to 1342 code for a protein of 358 amino acids. NCBI's taxonomy places the organism in Eukaryota, Metazoa, Chordata, Actinopteri, Cypriniformes, Cyprinidae.